UUGCAGAACCGAGAAGAGAUCUCUUUUGAAGAAGUGAACAAAUUUGUGGGAUUGUGGGUUGGUGACGAAAACAGCAAAGACAAGAGAAAGGGGAAAGAAAAGAAGGUAGGGCGGGGUGGUGGGAAAGAUGGGGAGAGGAAGGGUGGAGCUGAAGAGGAUCGAGAACAAGAUCAACAGGCAGGUGACCUUUGCGAAGAGAAGGAAUGGUCUUUUGAAAAAAGCUUACGAGCUUUCCGUGCUUUGCGAUGCGGAGGUUGCUCUCAUCAUCUUCUCUAAUAGAGGAAAGCUGUACGAGUUCUGCAGCAGCUCGAGCAUGCUCAAAACUCUAGAGAGAUAUCAGAAGUGCAACUAUGGAGCCCUGGAGCCGAACGUGUCCGCGAGAGAAUCCUUGGAGUUAAGCUGUCAGCAGGAAUAUUUGAGACUUAAGGCACGUUAUGAAGCCCUACAGCGAACUCAAAGGAAUCUUCUGGGAGAAGAACUUGGCCAGCUAAGCAGCAAAGAGCUCGAGUCCUUGGAAAGACAGCUAGAUGGGUCAUUGAAGCAGAUCAGAUCACGAAGAACUCAGUACAUGUUAGAUCAGCUGACUGAUCUUCAACAUCGGGAACAGUUGCUCCACGAAGCAAACAGGACCUUGAAUCAACGGUUGAUGGAAGGAUACCAAGUGAAUGCGCUCCAGUUAAAUCAACAUGCCGAGGAAGUCGGAGGAUACGGUCAUCCACCGCCGCCGCCACUGCCGCCACAGCCACUUGCUCAGCCUCACAGCGAAGCCUUUUUUCAUCCCUUGGAAUGUGAACCCACUUUGCAAAUGGGAUACCAGCCCGAUCCAGUGUCAUCUGUUAUAACGGGAGGACCAAGUAUAAAUAACUUCAUGCCCGGAUGGUUGCCUUGAAGAUAACACGGCUGAUGAGCCCUUGUGUCGAUUCUGGCCAUAAGAACCAGUGUUUUUUAUGUGUCGUUUGAUGAACAUGCCGAAUCGAUAAUGCUAUUAUUAACUUUAAUUGCGCUGGACCUUAGGAGCUUUGUAAUCCUAAAUGCUUUUGGUCGUUUGCUUGCUAAAGCAUUGGAUUAGUACUUUCAAGCUUGUAGAAAAUAAUCUGCCUCUACAAGCUCAAUGGAUAUGUGCUCUUUGCAAGUGGCUUUUGA
Messenger RNA from Eucalyptus grandis, 1143 nucleotides. Its product is annotated as agamous-like MADS-box protein MADS4. Gene Ontology annotation, biological process: positive regulation of transcription by RNA polymerase II. Gene Ontology annotation, molecular function: protein dimerization activity; DNA-binding transcription factor activity, RNA polymerase II-specific; RNA polymerase II cis-regulatory region sequence-specific DNA binding. Gene Ontology annotation, cellular component: nucleus. The record is from RefSeq and is a predicted model, not a curated record. The coding region runs from base 128 to 889 and encodes 253 amino acids. The transcript is spliced from 8 exons. Lineage: Eukaryota; Viridiplantae; Streptophyta; Magnoliopsida; Myrtales; Myrtaceae.